Molecule: messenger RNA, 4621 nt
Organism: Phasianus colchicus (ring-necked pheasant)
Lineage: Eukaryota; Metazoa; Chordata; Aves; Galliformes; Phasianidae
Gene: INHBA
Product: inhibin subunit beta A
Cellular component (GO): extracellular region
Molecular function (GO): hormone activity; cytokine activity; growth factor activity
Source: RefSeq, a predicted model, not a curated record
CAGACUAAAACAAUUUGCUAACUAGUAAUUAAAUAUCUGGCAAACACUGCAUUUGAACUAAAUCAGUGUUAUCUACAUCUAAUAAUAUCUAUAUCUAGCUAUGCAAUAAAACAAGUUGGAGAGUGUCUUCCUGACUCAUAGUGUUUGCAUUCAGUCUGAUUUUAAGUUCUAUUCUUUAAAUGGAUACAGAGAUCACCACUACAAGUUGAAUCCACGAUAUUUUGUCAUGCUAGACAAUUAGGAGUUUCCAUUAGAUAAUUACCAGAAGUAUGUCUCAUACAGGAAAAACAGUCAAUUGCUGAUGUAACAGGAUUAACCAAUCCAGCACACUGAUCCGGCCCACUUACUUUUGACAGACACUAUAUGUGAGUGUACACACGAGAAGUACAGUAUAAAGCUUCGCAUUAUAAGUACCACAAAGAGGAACUUCAGCAGUUCUUAAUGCACAAUACAGCAGUCUCCUUCUCAGAGUGAGGACUAGAGAGGUAAAACUUUAAACCAGCUUUUUUUUUUUUUCUUUUAAAAUUAAAACUUUUAAUUCAUGUGCAUGCUGUUGCAUAUUGCUAGGGCGAUGCUGGAUGAAUGUAUAUGCAGAGCUUUGCAGCUCAGGUAAUUUUAUGGAAAGAUUCUGAACCAUCGUUUCUGUAUUUAUUCAAACACUGUAUUUUUAGACAUGAACAUAUAUGUAUGUGUGCAUGCAUAUUUGGAAGUAUGAAUGAACUCUCUAUCAGUGGUACCAGCAAAAUCGCCUUCAGGAAACAAUGCUUUUAGAAAGUUAUGCUUUAACAUUAAAUCUGUCAUCACCAUGGCAUGCAGGUAUGCUACACUAUACCUGUGUGUAAUAGAUGUACCUGUUACAUAGGCAAGCAACGCGCGCCGCACAGCAAGAACUCAAGUGCUCUGUCUGUCUUUUAAACUGAAAGAUGCCUAUCCCUUACUUUUCAUCAGACACUUUUGGGAUAGAUACUGUAUUAGAACUAUAAAUAACUCCUUUAAUUAUGUCAUCUGUUAGUACAUUUUAUCAUGAAUGCGUAUUUUCAUCUGAUUUUUUUUUUUUUUUUCUAUGUCCAAUUAAACUUUUAGUUCUAUUUCAAGCUGACUUUCAGACUUCAUAUAAUUACAACAGACUUUGGGCUGUUCACAAGAUCCAAGAAAUUUAGAUGUAUUAUAGCGAGGUUUGUGUUACAAAGAUGUGUUUAUAAGAAUGGCUGCAGGGUUUAUAAUGCUGACAGACCUGUAAGUGUAACAGUAUAUAACAGUAUAGCAACUGAGGUCAGUAAAACGCAGAUGAGGGUGUACUGUGAAUGCCUUCUAACAGUGAAAGACUUAUAAAAUACCUUAAUUGAAAAGGACUUGCAAUAUAUAACAUUUGUAAAUUUUUCAAUUACUUCUGUAUGUUUCGCUUACUCUGACUAUAAUCCCUUGCCUGUCUCUCUGCCCGCGUGCCUGUAGCUAUCUCACAGAAACGACUGACCUUACAAUGCUUAUCUUUAUAAAUUAUUCUUUCCCACUAAAAUACAAUGCUUGAUGGUAAUAUACUGAAAGUGAAAUGUUUGCUUGGAAGGAGGUAAGCACACCUGAGAAGAAGACAGAGGUGUGUGUGUGAGAGAGAGAGGAUGAAAGAAGGUAAAUGCCAAAGAAGCAGAAGCUUUGAGAAAAUCAGUACAAGUUUAAGUCCAUGUGAAAGAACCUCAGAAGUUAAACUCCAUCACUGUAGUUUUCUCUGUUUCUGUUACAAAGUCCAAAUGUGAGGGAGUUUGCUAGCUUCGCCCUUGCUAAGUAAGGUGCAGCACAGAGAUGCUGCUGAAGUUAAAGGCAGUAUGAAGCCCUAAGAGAAACUUCCCAUUGCAAGGCAGAAGCCUCAUCGGAAUAAACUGCUAAGGUUCUGCUGACAUGGACUGGAACUCUGGCUCCUAGCAGUGCUUUAAGAUUGCUUUUCACUCAUUAUGUCUUAUUCUAAUAUUAUGAUUCUGUGGUUUAAAUGAAUGAAACAAAAAGUUCCUUCGAAUAACAAUGGGCCAAAUGUAGAAGAUCUUACUCAGUCUUCACUCAGACAGAAUUAUUGGCACUGAUGAGGGAUUUGCUUGAGUCAGGAGCAAGUACGAUUUGGCCAGAUGACAUGUAAUAUGUUCCGUCUUCAAAGCAUUUUUCAGACAUUACUUGAUUAAUCCCAAACCUAAAUAGGAACUUCUAGGCACAGACCAGCAUAGCAGCAGGGAUGUUUCUGGUUCCCAAGUAGUACCUUUGCAUGUCACAGACCUGUGCCCUACCAGCUCCUCCUGCUCAUGCUCUCAGUGCCUAGCUUGCAUUCUGCAGCUGGAGAGCGUAUCAAGUAUAAUAGAGCCCUCCAAACAACAGGAUUAUUUUGCUUCUGUCAGAUCUCCUGCCAGUGUUGAUAACCUCCAGCAUUUACAAGUGAGCAGAAAAGAUCUUUUCUCUUCCACUCAAGGCAGAACAGCGUUCUGCCCAAAAUACUUUCAGCCCCUGCCGUCAUCCCCAUCUUGUUCACAAGCUAUUUAAGAUCUCCUGCUAACCCUAACAGUACCGGACAGGACAAGAGCAAGGUGCUCAUUAAUAAAAGGUUUCACUCUUCAUUCAUUCAUGUUUCCUCUGUUUAGUUAAGCCAGUGAUACUGUUGUAGGAAUAAAACAAAUGAGGAAAAAAAAAAGAAAAAGAAAAAGAAAAAGAAAAAAACAGCAAAAAGGAGGGGGAUAUGACAGCCAGGAGGGAGCCAGAAGGGUCAAACUGGGAAAAAAAAGAAGAGUAAAUUUACAGGAAUUAAGAGAGAUUUUAGAGAGGAGGGCAGAAAGCCUGAGUAGUGAUAUUUGAAGAGAGGUGUGUGUUAGGGGAGCAAUGAGCAUAAGGAAGCCAGCCUGCCUGUUCCUCCCCCUUCCUAAUCAUAGCCUUUACUCACAGACAAAACUCCCUCCCUCUCCCAUUCACUCACUCACUUUAGGCCAAUCCGUCCUCUCCCUCUCUCUCCCUCUCUCUGUGUCUCUCUCCUACUCUGAGACAGAGUCAGAACUCUUCUCCCUGACAGCCACUAACAUCUACAGCACUUAUUGCAUUCAGAGAGGGAACCUGCAAACAAAACUUCACAGAAAACUUUUGGUUCUUGUUCCAGAGAAUUUGCUGAAGAGAAAGAAAAACAAACAAACAAACAAACAACACAAACCAGCCCCCAAAAAAACUGUGCGUGAAGGGGGAGGAAAAGCAGGGCCUUUUAAAAAGGGAAUCACAACAACUUUUGCUGCCAGGAUGCCUUUGCUUUGGAAGAGAGGAUUUUUGUUGGUGAUUUGCUGGAUUAUAGUGAGGAGUUCCCCAACCCCAGGAUCCGAGGGGCACAGUUCAGUCACUGACUGUCCAUCAUGUGCCCUCACCACGCUCUCGAAGGAUGUGCCCAGCUCACAGCCUGAGAUGGUGGAAGCAGUAAAGAAGCACAUACUGAACAUGUUGCACUUGAGGGACAGACCUAACAUCACCCAGCCUGUGCCCAAGGCAGCACUUUUAAAUGCCAUCAAGAAACUCCACGUGGGAAAGGUGGGAGACGAUGGCUAUGUGGAAAUAGAGGAUGAUGUUGGAAGAAGAGCAGAAAUGAAUGAAGUUGUGGAGCAAACCUCCGAAAUCAUCACUUUUGCAGAAUCAGGAACGCCCAAGAAAACGUUGCACUUUGAGAUUUCCAAGGAAGGCAGCGAAUUAUCAGUGGUUGAGCAUGCUGAAGUAUGGCUCUUCUUGAAGGUCUCCAAGGCCAACCGGAGCAGGACAAAAGUCACCAUCCGCCUGUUUCAACAGCAGCGGCAGCCGAAAGGCAACUCUGAAGGAGCAGAAGAUAUGGAGGAGGGGGGGCUAAAAGGGGAAAGGAGUGAAACUCUGAUUUCAGAAAAAGCAGUAGACACUCGAAAGAGCACUUGGCACAUCUUUCCCAUCUCCAGCAGUGUCCAGCGACUCCUGGACCAAGGCAAGAGCUCCUUGGAUGUGCGGAUUGCCUGUGACUUGUGCCAAGAGACCGGGGCCAGCCUGGUGUUACUAGGCAAGAAAAAGAAAAAGGAAGAUGACGGGGAAGGGAAAGAAAAGGAUGCUGGAGAACUCACAGGAGAAGAAGAGAAGGAGCAAUCGCAUAGGCCCUUCCUAAUGAUGCUUGCCCGGCACUCAGAGGACCGCCAGCACAGGCGGCGGAGGCGAGGCCUGGAGUGUGAUGGCAAGGUUAACAUCUGCUGCAAGAAGCAGUUCUUUGUCAGCUUCAAGGACAUAGGAUGGAGUGACUGGAUCAUUGCACCUACAGGUUAUCACGCUAAUUACUGUGAAGGAGAGUGCCCCAGCCAUAUAGCAGGCACAUCUGGUUCAUCAUUAUCUUUCCACUCCACUGUAAUCAACCAUUACCGCAUGCGGGGCCAUAGCCCCUUUGCCAACCUCAAGUCAUGUUGUGUGCCCACCAAACUGCGGCCCAUGUCCAUGCUGUACUACGACGACGGCCAGAACAUCAUCAAGAAAGAUAUACAGAACAUGAUCGUGGAGGAGUGUGGCUGUUCAUAGACAUGUGUGUGCACAAGACCCUUCUCUUGAGAAGAAAAUGUUUUAAAAGCCCAAGAAGAGAAAAGACCUGGCAUGAUUUAUAACCUUU